UCAAGAUGCAUUUCAAAGCUAUCGUGUUCUUUGUUUUUUUAGUUAUGGCGAUCGCUGAGAGACCUAAAAUCGGUCUUCGGAUGCCGCCUAUUUUCCCACUUUUUACUCACUCGAUCUCAUCACAAGUGGUUGGAGGUGAAGAAGCAGAAGUAGGAAGUUAUCCGUUCAUAGUUUCCCUCCAAAUAUUCUCCCAACACUUUUGCGCUGGAUCCAUCUUGAAUGAAAAAUGGAUUAUAACUGCAGGGCAUUGUAUUAACAGCAUUCCUAUUUUAAGCAUUCUUCGCAUCAAGGCUGGAAAGUACAAUCUUCAACUUAUAGAGAACACCGAACAGACAGUUAAAGUGGUGAAAGCUUACGUACAUAAAAAUUAUAAAGGUGGUGUAGGUCCAUAUGAUAUUGGUUUACUUAAGCUUGCAUCUCCAUUGAAGUUGAACAAUAAUGUACAAGCCAUCGAAUUAGCACCUCCAGAAAGUGAACCAACUGGAAAGGCAUGGCUUUGUGGAUGGGGCUCUAUCUCGACUACCAAUUAUCCAAUAAUGCCAAAUAAACUUCAGCAUGUUCAGAUAGAGUACAUCAAUCGCACUAUUUGCCAUGAAUCCGUCAAACGUCUCACGGGAUCUUCCCCCAUUCAUGAAACUAAUGUCUGUACUGGGCCGCUGCACAAUAAAAUCUCAGCAUGCAGUGGUGACUCCGGUGGUCCAUUAAUUUCGCAUAACGGAAAAAAAUCGGUGCUUACUGGAAUUGUGUCUUGGGGUAUUUUGCCAUGUGGUACUUUAGGCGCGCCCUCCGUAUAUACAAGGGUAUCUAAAUUCAAUGACUGGAUUGCACAGAAAAUUAAUUCAAAUUUCAGUUAUGUUUAACGGCAAUAUUGAUAAUGUAUA
Messenger RNA from Trachymyrmex septentrionalis, 881 nucleotides. Its product is annotated as trypsin-1-like. Gene Ontology annotation, biological process: proteolysis. The record is from RefSeq and is a predicted model, not a curated record. Lineage: Eukaryota; Metazoa; Arthropoda; Insecta; Hymenoptera; Formicidae. Gene Ontology annotation, molecular function: serine-type endopeptidase activity. The transcript is spliced from 4 exons. Bases 6 to 860 code for a protein of 284 amino acids.